AUGACGAUGAAUGCACCGAAAUUUACUAUCCAUGCAGCUUUGUUUUCAGCCCUCUUUUUCAUGUCCUUCAAACUAAGCAAUUGUAUCCUCUGCCCCGAAAUUGAAAACCAAUCACUUUUAAUCUUCAAGCAAUCUCUCAAUGGCUCCUCAAGCGUGUUGUCUUCUUGGGAUGCUAAAUUUGAUUGUUGCACGUGGAAAGGUGUUGGCUGCAUCAACUUAACUGGCCAUGUUCUUCAACUCCACCUCCAAGGUAAUUAUUCUUUAGGUGGGAAAGUAAGCCCUGCUUUGCUCAACUUACAGCAUUUGAAAUAUCUUGACCUGAGUCAAAACAGCUUUGUCCAAAAUAUCCCUUCUUUCAUUGGAUCACUCACAAGCCUGAGUAUUUGA
Striga asiatica is the source of this 387-nucleotide messenger RNA. Lineage: Eukaryota; Viridiplantae; Streptophyta; Magnoliopsida; Lamiales; Orobanchaceae. The record is from the annotation of a GenBank genome assembly.